This is a messenger RNA of Erinaceus europaeus (western European hedgehog), 3608 nucleotides long. It is a transcript of the gene CBX7, whose product is annotated as chromobox 7. NCBI's taxonomy places the organism in Eukaryota, Metazoa, Chordata, Mammalia, Eulipotyphla, Erinaceidae. The transcript is spliced from 6 exons. Bases 169 to 924 code for a protein of 251 amino acids. Gene Ontology annotation, biological process: negative regulation of transcription by RNA polymerase II. Gene Ontology annotation, cellular component: PRC1 complex. The record is from RefSeq and is a predicted model, not a curated record.
GGCGGCGUGAGGGAGCGCGAGGGGGUGUGCGCGCGUGCGCGUGCGCGUGCGCGCCCGGCCGAGGGUGACGGGGUCCCCGCCGGCCCGAGCAUCGCGCGCCGCAGCCGCGGCCCCGCAGCUCCGCCCCCGGCCCGGCCCGGCCCCGGGCCCGCUCGCUCGCCGCCCCGCAUGGAGCUGUCAGCCAUCGGCGAGCAGGUGUUCGCGGUGGAGAGCAUCCGGAAGAAGCGCGUGCGGAAGGGUAAAGUGGAAUAUCUGGUGAAGUGGAAAGGAUGGCCCCCAAAGUACAGCACAUGGGAGCCAGAAGAGCACAUCCUGGACCCCCGCCUGGUCAUGGCCUAUGAAGAGAAGGAGGAGAGAGACCGAGCGUCGGGGUAUAGGAAGAGAGGCCCGAAACCCAAGCGGCUUCUGCUGCAGCAGCUGUACAGCAUGGACCUGCGGAGCUCCCACAAGGCCAAGGGCAAGGAGAAGCUCUGCUUCUCCCUGACGCGCCCACUCGGCAGCGGGAGCCCCGAGGGGGUGGUCAAGGCGGGGGCACCUGAGCUGGUGGACAAGGGCCCCUUGGUGCCCACCCUGCCCUUCCCGGUCCGCAAGCCGCGCAAGGCCCACAAGUACCUGCGGCUCUCACGCAAGAAGUUCCCGCCCCGCGGGCCCAACCUGGAAAGUCACAGCCAUCGACGGGAGCUCUUCCUGCAGGAGUCACCGGCCCCAGAUGUCCUCCAGGCAGCCGUCGAGUGGGAGCCUGCUGAGCAGCCCCCCGAAGAGGAGGCAGAUGCAGACCUGGCCGAGGGGCCCCCUCCCUGGACACCUGCGCUCCCUCCACGUGAAGUGACAGUGACCGAUAUCACCGCCAACUCCAUCACCGUUACGUUCCGCGAGGCCCAGGCUGCAGAGGGCUUCUUCCGAGACCGCAGCGGGAAGUUCUGAAUCACCGUUUUAUUUUUACUCUUAAACUGUUUUCUUUUGGGCUUGGGGUGGGGACUUCCAGAAAUGGGGAAAGGGAGUGGGGUGGGGCCAUUAUUUUAAAAAAUACAGGGCAGAAGAAGCAGGGGAGAUCCCAACCCUCCCCUACUCUGCCCCUUUCUCUGUGAGUGAUGUUUACAGAGAGGCCUCGGGGCCAGGCAUAGGGAGACCUGGCAUUGUUUUGCCAGUUAGGGUGCCACUCGCCCUCCCUUUGGAUACCUCCAUCACCCUUCUUCCCUCAAGAUGCAGAACUCUGGAGAAGGAGGAUCCGGAUUCUCCCUUAAGCAGCCUAGUCCAGCCUUCCUGGAUUUGCCUUUUCCUUGGGGAAGGUAGUAGGGGUCCUUAUUUUUAACUUUCCACUCCAGCUUUGCAGUGGGGUGUGGAGACUGACAGGGUCUGAGAAAAGAGGCAGGAGGAAGGGCUGGAGAUUGCUGGGGCCUGUCUGGUGCCCUCUAGGGAGUGUCUGUCUUCCUAGAGUGUUGCCAAGUGAACCCCUUCUGCCAAGCACUCCCCCUCACCUGGCCUGUGAAAUGCCUCAUGUAUACUCUGCCCCCAUGCCACUCAACCCAUUACUGCACACACAUCCUCAGUGGAGUCCAGUGGGUGACUGGCCUAACCUGGUGGAUGUAGGGUGACUCAACUCUAAAGGACUUGUGUGUUCCCUAUAGCCACCCUCCCCUGCACGCCCGCGAUACCACAGGAUCUGUCCAGCUCAGUUCAGUGUCAGGUUUCCCUGGGGUGGGGGGCAGCAUGGGCUGUGUGCUUGGCACAUGGGCAUAGUUUUGUGGCCUCCCUUGCCAGCCCAGGUUUGCCAGCAAGUACAUGUGUGAGAGCCCCUGCCUGGCCUUCUUCCCUGAGAGGCUCUUGUUCUCUUGACUCAGGUGACUUUUCAGCCCUCCCAUGUCCCCUUUUUUCUGCCUGCCUCCUCAGCCCACCCCAAAUGCUGGUGGGAGGGAGGGAGGGAGCUUCUCAGCACCUCAGGGCAGCCCUUGACUGCUGGAACCCUUUUCCCAGCCAGUGUCCCCUCCCUGACCUCCCCAAACCUGUGGCUGUGGCUGUAACUGACCUUAUUUUACUGGGGUCACCUCUGCCAUGUCUUCCUACGACCAGGCUGCAUUGCACAGUAGGUCCGGCUGUGCACAAGCUCACGCCCUGGCACAGGACUCCUUUUCUAGUUUGCACAACCUGCCCUGUGGAUUCCUAGCUUCCCUGGUGGGGACGAGUGACUUCUCCCCUAUCCCAGCCUUCGAAGGGAGGGGAAACAGAUUGGGGGGACACCAUGGGAGCACAUUCAAGCCUGCACCCCCCCCUUCCAUUUAUCAGAGUAGGGCACAGGCUAUGGGGAAGUGUCUCUACUCUGCUUUGCCCCAGGAAGGGGACAGAAUCCCUGCUGCAAUGGAGAGGGACAGUCUUCCCCUCAACCCCUUCCUCCUGAGUUCCCAAACCAAAGACAGCCUGUACCCCAUUUCUGUGGGGUACUCUGCUGGCAAGAUUCUUGUAUCCCCAGGUCUCCUGUUAGUCCUUAGUUGUCCAGGUCAAUUUAGUGCUUCCAUUAGGGGGCGGUUCCCGCAGGGGAGGGGACUCUAGGGGAGGAAGAGCAGCUUGGACCUGGGGACUCUUCUUGGAAGAGGGUGUGGGUGGGAGGAGGGCUCACUAAUUAGAUGCCUUUGGCCUGUGGCUUUAGGAUGUGACUGGUCAUCUUCAGUGGGAGUCACACUCUCUCUCCCUCAUAGGACACAGGGCCUCAGUGCAAUUUCAGAUUUAGGGGGUUGAGGGUCUUGGGGUGGGGGAUGAGGCUGCUGCAUUUCUGUCUGUGGGAGCAGGGCAUGGUUUGCCUCUUAGCCCUUUAUGGCCCUUUGGGCAGGCUCUCUGCUUCUCUGGAAGGGGCAGCCCCGGGGGCUGGGGGGACAGGCUCAGGAGUUACAGUGACCCAGCUCCCUGGGGGAAGGGCUACGGGUUGCAAGACCUCUCCCUGCCCAAGACACUUCCACGAGCAGUUGGGUGUGACAUGCUGACCUCUUUCCAGUGGGCUGGUGUGGCUGGGGUGCAAAGCAGGCAAGAACCCCCCCUCCCAUCCCCCUGCAGGCCAGUACUUUCUGGGGUGGGGGUGGUCUUAGAGUUGCCCCCCACCCUCCACCCCACCUUUCCUUCCUCUAACCCCGCCUGUAGACCCAACGGUACUUCCCUUCAGUGAUGGGAGAGGGCCAGGAGAAUACUCUUCCCCUGCCUGGGGCCCAGAUGACACUGCCCACAGGACAGGGACCCAACCCCAUUGCCAACUUUCUCCUCUCCAGCUCUGGAGAAGGCGCUAUGCUUCUGUUUAGGUGGUUUAGCUUUUGCUUUGUAGUCGGCCGGCCUGGCUUCCAGGGCUUAGCACAAGAAUGCUUCCUUUGCACAGAAUGAGCGUCGAGCUUUGUUCAGACUAAAUGAAUGUAUUGGGAGGGUGAGGGUGAGGGUGAGGGUGAGGUGAUCCAAACACAUGCCUUUUCUGAGUGAGUGCGCUGGGAGAGCUGGAGUGAUGCAGAGUGCAGUUUUAUUUUUGUACUGAUACUGGUAAGAGACUGUAUAGCAUCUAUUUAUUUAGAUGAUUUGUCUGGUAAAUGAGGCAAAAAUUAUUAAAAAUACAUUAAAGAUGAUUUUAAACAAAA